Fomitiporia mediterranea MF3/22 is the source of this 327-nucleotide messenger RNA. RefSeq lists its product as uncharacterized. The coding region runs from base 1 to 327 and encodes 108 amino acids. NCBI's taxonomy places the organism in Eukaryota, Fungi, Basidiomycota, Agaricomycetes, Hymenochaetales, Hymenochaetaceae. The record is from RefSeq and is a predicted model, not a curated record. The transcript is spliced from 2 exons.
AUGGCUUUACUCACUCUUGCUCUUUACAAGGCAUACGAGUAUCUCAAGUCUUCUCUGGGUGCCAAAGGCAUUCAUCUUGUACAGGUCUGUGUUGAGGACCAAGCCCAGUAUUAUGUUUUUGUUGUCGUGUUUUGCGCUGUAAGGCUAGGAUACCUCUUUAUCACUGAUACAUUUGCUGCGAAUGUUCUGAAUGCGGCCGGGAGCCCAGCUAUCCUGUGCAUACUUGGAAGCCGACUUCUGGUCAAUCUAAAAGAGGCGGGUGAGAAGGGUGCAAACAGAGGGGUGACAGACGAGUUGACAACGAUUAGUGAUAUGCAGUUCUCGUAG